Messenger RNA from Peromyscus eremicus (cactus mouse), 4780 nucleotides. RefSeq names its product hexokinase-2-like. Gene Ontology annotation, biological process: glycolytic process; glucose 6-phosphate metabolic process; intracellular glucose homeostasis. Gene Ontology annotation, cellular component: mitochondrion; cytosol. Gene Ontology annotation, molecular function: mannokinase activity; glucokinase activity; fructokinase activity. NCBI's taxonomy places the organism in Eukaryota, Metazoa, Chordata, Mammalia, Rodentia, Cricetidae. The record is from RefSeq and is a predicted model, not a curated record.
AUGAUCGCCUCACAUAUGAUAGCCUGCUUAUUCACUUAUCUCAAAAACCAAGUGCAGAAGGUUGACCAAUAUCUGUACCACACGCGACUCUCAGAUGACACCCUUCUGGAGAUUUCUAGGCGGUUCCGGAAGGAGAUGGAGAAAGGACUAGGAGACCACCCUACUGCAGCUGUGAAAAUGCUGCCCACCUUCGUGAGGUCAACUCUGAAUGGGACAGAACAUGGAGAGUUCCUGGCUUUGGACCUUGGAGGAACCAACUUCCGUGUGCUUCGAGCACUGGUGACAGACAAUGGCCUCCAGAAAGUGGAGAUGGAGAACCAGAUCUAUGCCAUCCCUGAGGACAUCAUGAGGGGAAGUGGAACCCAGCUGUUUGACCACAUUGCCGAGUACCUGGCCAACUUCAUGGGCAAGCUGCAAAUCAAAGUGAAGAAGCUCCCACUGGGCUUCACCUUCUCAUUCCCCUGCCACCAGACGAAACUAGAUGAGAGUUUCUUGGUCUCAUGGACCAAGGUGUUCAAGUCCAGUGUUGUGGAAGGCAUAGAUGUGGUGGAUCUGAUCCGGAAGGCUAUCCAGUGCAGAGGGGACUUUGACAUUGACAUUGUGGCCGUGGUGAAUGACACAGUUGGGACCAUGAUGACCUGUGGUUAUGAUGAUCAGAACUGUGAGAUUGGUCUGAUUGUGGGUACUGGCAGUAAUGCCUGCUAUGUGGAGGAGAUGUGUCACAUUGACAUGGUAGAGGGUGACGAGGGACGGAUGUACAUCAACAUGGAGUGGGGAGCCUUUGGGGACCAUGGUACCCUCAAUGACAUCCGCACUGAGUUUGACCCAGAAAUCAACAUGGGCUCACUGAACCCUGGGAAACAGCUGUUUGAGAAGAUGAUCAGCAGGAUGUACAUGGGGGAGCUGGUCAGGCUCAUCCUGGUGAAGAUGGCUAAGGAAGAGCUGUUAUUUCAGGGGAAGCUCAGCCCAGAAUUCCUUACUACUGUCUCCUUUGAAACCAAAGUUGUAUCAGAUAUCAAAGAGGAGAAGGAUGGAAUACAGAAGGCCUACCAGGUCCUGGUGUGUCUGGGUCUGAAUCCGUUGCAGGAGGACUGUGUGGCCGCCACACACCGAAUCUGCCAGAUUGUGUCCACGCGCUCGGCCAGCCUGUACGCAGCCACCCUGGCUGCGGUGCUGUGGCGAAUCAAGAACAAGGGCGAGGAGCGUCUUUGCUCCACCAUCAGUGUUGAUGGCUCUGUCUACAAGAAACACCCCCAUUUUACCAAGCGUCUUCACAAGGCCCUGAGGAGGCUGGUGCCCAAUUGUGACGUUCUCUUCCUCUGGUCUGAGAAUGGCAACGGCAAAGGGGCUGCUAUGGUGACUGCGGUGGCUUACUGGCUGGCUGACCAACACCGAGCCCAGCAGAAGACCCUGGAGUCCCUGAAACUGAGCCACGAGCAGCUGCUGGAGGUCAAAAGGAGGAUGAAGGUGGAAAUGGAGGAAGGUCUGAGCAAAGAGACACAUGCUGUAGCCCCUGUGAAGAUACUGCCCAGUUAUGUGUGUGCCACCCCAGAUGGUACAGAGAAAGGAGACUUUCUCGUCUUGGAUCUUGGAGGAACAAAUUUCCGGGUCCUACUGGUGCACGUGCAUAACGGGAAGCACAGGGGUGUGGAGAUGCAUAAUAAGAUUUACUCCAUCCCGCAGGACGUCAUGCACUGCACUGGGGAAGAGCUAUUUGACCACAUCUUCCAGUGCAUCGUGGACUUCCUUGAGUACAUGGGCAUGAAGGGCGUGUCUCUGCCGCUGGGUUUCACCUUCUCCUUCCCUUGCCAGCAAAAAAGCCUGGACCAGAGCAUCCUCCUCAAGUGGACAAAGGGCUUCAAGGCAUCUGGCUGUGAGGGCGACGAGGACAUGGUCACCUUGCUGAAAGAGGCAAUUUACCGGCGAGAGGAGUUUGACCUGGAUGUUGUUAUUGUGAAUAAUAAAGUUGGGACUAUGAUGACUUGUGGCUAUGAAGACCCUCACUGUGAAGUCGACCUCAUCGUUGGUACUGGAAGCAAUGCCUGCUACAUGGAAGAGAUGCGAAAUGUGGAGCUGGUAGAUGGAGAGGAGGGACGGAUGUGUGUCAACAUGGAGUGGGGGGCCUUUGGGGACAACGGCUGCAUGGAUGACUUCCGCACAGAGUUUGAUGUCGCUGUGGAUGAGCUCUCUCUCAACCCUGGCAAACAGAGAUUUGAGAAGAUGAUCAGCGACAUGUACUUGGGCGAGAUUGUGCGCAACAUCCUCAUCGAUUUCACUAAGAAAGGGCUGCUCUUCCGUGACCGCAUCUCCGAGUGCCUCAAGACAAGGGGGAUCUUUGAGACUAAGUUCCUGUCUCAGAUCGAAAGUGAUUGCCUGGCCCUGCUGCAGGUCCAUGCCAUCCUGUGCCACCUGGGGCUGAAGAGCACCUAUGAUGACAGCAUCAUUGUGAAGGAGGUGUGCACCGUGGUCGCCCGGCGUUCAGCCCAGCUCUGUGGUGCAGUCAUGGCUGCUGUGGUGGACAAGAUAAGAGAAAACCGAGGACUGGACAGCCUGAAAGUGACAGUGGGUGUGAACGGGACUCUCUACAAGCUCCAUCCUCACUUUGCCAAAGUCAUGCAUGAGACAGUGAAAGAUCUGGCUCCCAAGUGUGACGAGUCCUUCCUGGAAUCUGAGGAUGGCAGUGGGAAGGGCGCGGCUCUUAUCACUGCGGUGGCCUGCCGCAUCCGUGAGGCCGGGCAGAGGGAGAGCCGGAGACCAGACAGGAUGUCUGUUUCAUGGCCACUUCCCCACUUUAAAUGACGAGGAUGAACCCCUUGGCAUUUCCUCGGCAGAGGACCCUGUGAGGCUGAGAUUUUUGUCUCUUUAUGUUCACCAUAGUGUUUGACACCCAAUCCUUGGCCUUCCCGAGAAUCAGAAUUACGGAACUGUUCAUCCCUCCUCCAUUUUACUUUCUGUACAAUCCUAUGGGAUGGAGAGAGUCAUGAUUGCCUCGUUUUGGAACUGAAUGUGACAUUUGUGGAUGGAAAACAUCUCCCUGAGAGGAUGUUUGCCUCUGACAUUGGGAAGGAGGAGGAGGAGGAGGAGUACAGGGACAUCACCAGGGUGGCCGUAUCUCUGACGUCUCUUCAACUCAACCAUAAGCAUCUCCCUGCCAGUUCUAACACUUGCUGUCCUGGAAUAGAGAAGCCAAACCAAAGCCAAGAGUUGACAGCUCCUUCAAGUGUUUGUGGCUUUACCUCACAUGGCACCAUCCAUGAAAAAACAGACCUUGGUUGAGGGUUGGGUGGGGUGGUGGCUUUUGGUAGCUUUUUAAUGUUUUUUUUUCCUCCCCCAGCUGUCUCUGUCUACCCUGCAAGACUCCUGAAAGUUGCUUGCAUUCUUCUCCCAUUUCUCAGGUAGUAUUAUAUCCUUCUGAGGUCUUUGAUGUGGUUGAAGACUAGAUAGUUAUAAUUUCCUCAGUUACGAUAAAAGAUGGGUUAUAUACAAAACCUUAGACUCACAAAUAUAAGAUAGAUAGGAUAUCUUCUUUAAUAUUUAACUGUAACUCUUGCUUAAUAAUUGUUUUGUUGUAUGUAAUUUUACUAUGUUAAAGUUAAAACCUUCCUUUUUGAAAAAGAAGAAAAGGGGAAGUGCUGUGGAUAUCGCUCUGUAUAAAUAAACACUGAUUGGCCAGUAACCAGACAGGAAGUAUAGGUGGGACUAACAGAGAGGAGAAUUGAGGGAACAAAAAGGCAGAGAGACUGCCUGGAGCCGCCGCCAGGAUAAGUAAGAUGUAAGGUACUAGUAAGCCACGAGCCACGUGGCAAAGUACAGAUUAAUAGAAAUGGGCUAAAUAUAAGAGUAAGAGCUACACAAUGAUAGGCCUGAGCUAAUGGCCAAGCAGUUUAAAUAAUGUAAGCGUCUGUGUGUUUAUUUUAUAAGUGGGCUCUGGGAUUGGUGGGAAUUGGUGGAACCCGGAGAGAAAAGCUCUCCAGCUACAGCUGUGGACUUCCUUUAAGACUGAAAAGGCUCUCUGUAUUUCUAGUCAUAUAAGCCUUAAGCUUUCUGCAUCUGCAGUCAUGCAAGCUGCUUCUUGUCAUGCCUCCGCCCUACCAUCAUGGGCUCUAGUGUCAUUGGAACCAUACACUCUAAUAAACUCUUUCUUUUUAAAAUAUUAUUUAUUAUUUUAUUUCUUGACCAUCAUUUCCACUCCCUCCUCUCCUCCCUGUCUCUCACUCCCAUUUUCCCUCUGCACUCUGAUCCAUUCCUCCUCUGUUCUAUCCAGUGAAGGAUAGGCCUCCCAUUUAAAUCAAUAAAAACCUGACAUAUCAAGUUUCAGUAAGGAUAAGCACCUUCCUUUGUGUUAAGGCUGGGCAGGGCAACCCAGUAUGACGAAUAGAAUUCCAAAAUACAGCAAAAGAAUCAAAGACAGUCCCUGCUCCCACUGUUAGGAGUCCCACAAGACGACCAACUACAAAACUAUCACAUAUAUGGAGAGGUAUGAGGUCAGUCCCAUACAGGCUCCUUGGUUGUUGCUUCAAUAUCUGUGAGCUCCUAUAAGCCUAGGUUAGUCAAUUCUGUGUGUUUCCUUGUGAUAUCCUUGAACCUUCUGGCACUUACAUUCCUUCUUCCUUCUCUUCAGCAGGAUUCACUGAGCUCAGCCUAAUGUUUGGCUGUGGAUCUCUGCAACUCUUGCCAUCAAUUGCUGGAUGAAGCCUCUCUGAUGACAAUUGGAAUAGGAAUCUAUGAGCAUAGCAGAAUAUGAUUAAACAUCAUUACAAUGACAUAUUUUUUUUCUCUA